UUUGUCUGGUUUAUUCCCACAACUCCACCAUAUAUGCGUACGUCGUGACGUCAGACGUACAAAGCAAAGCGUGUGCGCACACCUCCUGAAGUCUUGAACUGGCAUCAAGCAGCAAAAAUGUUCCGACCCAAGCCCACACUGAAGGACAGACAGCACCUCUACAGGCUGAUCAUCAGCCAGCUGCUGUAUGACGGCUACACCGCCAUCGCCAACAGCCUGAUCAGUGAGGUGAAGCCCCAGAGUGUGGUGUCUCCAUCAGAGCAGCUCAUGCAGCUGGCCAAGACAGGAAUGGAGAACGAUGACAGUGCGGUACAGUACGCCAUUGGCCGCUCGGACACCGUGGCGCCCGGUGUGGGCAUCGACCUGGAAUUUGAUGCAGACGUGCAAACCAUGUCCCCAGAAGCAUCAGAGUAUGAGACCUGCUAUGUGACGUCUCAUAAGGGGCCGUGCCGUGUGGCCACCUACAGCCGCGAUGGGCAGCUCAUAGCCACGGGCUCCGCUGACGCCUCCAUUAAGAUCCUGGAUACUGAGCGCAUGCUGGCCAAAAGCGCCAUGCCUCUUGAGGUGAUGAUGAACGAAACAGCCCAGCAGAACAUGGAGAACCACCCUGUAAUCAGAACCUUGUAUGAUCAUGUGGAUGAGGUCACAUGCCUCGCUUUUCACCCGACCGAGCAGAUCUUAGCCUCUGGCUCUCGUGAUUACACCCUCAAACUCUUUGAUUAUUCAAAGCCAUCUGCAAAAAGAGCCUUCAAGCACAUACAGGAAGCUGAAAUGUUGCGCUCCAUCUCCUUCCAUCCAUCUGGGGAUUUCUUACUAGUCGGCACGCAACACCCAACCUUGCGUCUUUAUGACGUUAACACUUUCCAGUGUUUUGUGUCCUGCAACCCUCUGGACCAGCACACAGACAGCAUCUGCGGAGUCUGUUACAAUCCCAGCGCUAACAGCUACGUCACCUGUAGCAAAGACGGCAGCAUCAAGUUGUGGGAUGGAGUGUCGAACCGGUGCGUAACCACCUUUGAGAAAGCCCACGACGGCGCUGAGGUCUGCUCGGCUGUUUUCUCCAAGAACUCCAAGUAUAUUUUGUCCAGCGGGAAGGACUCUGUUGCUAAACUCUGGGAAAUUUCUACAGGCCGGACUUUGGUCAAGUACACAGGUAAGAUGGAGAAUUAUGAGUAGGUUUAGAUUAUAGAUUAC
This is a messenger RNA of Sinocyclocheilus rhinocerous, 1194 nucleotides long. RefSeq names its product cleavage stimulation factor subunit 1-like. The transcript has 5 exons. Lineage: Eukaryota; Metazoa; Chordata; Actinopteri; Cypriniformes; Cyprinidae. Gene Ontology annotation, cellular component: mRNA cleavage stimulating factor complex. Gene Ontology annotation, molecular function: protein binding; RNA binding. The record is from RefSeq and is a predicted model, not a curated record. Gene Ontology annotation, biological process: mRNA 3'-end processing. Bases 118 to 1176 code for a protein of 352 amino acids.